Zasmidium cellare ATCC 36951 is the source of this 1047-nucleotide messenger RNA. RefSeq lists its product as uncharacterized. The transcript has 2 exons. The record is from RefSeq and is a predicted model, not a curated record. Bases 1 to 1047 code for a protein of 348 amino acids. Lineage: Eukaryota; Fungi; Ascomycota; Dothideomycetes; Mycosphaerellales; Mycosphaerellaceae. Gene Ontology annotation, cellular component: centrosome; Rad51B-Rad51C-Rad51D-XRCC2 complex; replication fork. Gene Ontology annotation, biological process: DNA strand invasion; double-strand break repair via homologous recombination. Gene Ontology annotation, molecular function: four-way junction DNA binding.
AUGGGUGCAGAAGAUCUGGGGAAGAGGCUUUUGGCUGAGGUGCAGGUGGAGGAAGUUGGGUUGGAUGAGAUCCUGAGUACUCUCCGACUAGACGACGCAUCUACACGAUCAUACUUCGGCCUUCCCACCCUCGAUAGCCUGGUCCAAACAGCCAUAGACCUCCGAGCAUCCACCACCAAAGCCCAACCUACGGCACCCAUCAUCGAACUCACAUCCACGAGCCCAGCAAGCGGAAAGACGCACCUCCUCUACCACCUCACAGCCCUCGCCGUCCUCCCCACCAGCCUCGGCGGCCACCAAGCCUGCGUCGCCAUCAUAGACGCCGACAACAAAUUCUCCAUCCCGCGCCUCGCCCAGCACAUGGCUCGACUAUGCCACUCCAAAACAACAUCCCCAGAAGCCCUGCAAGCCACAAUCACCACCUCCCUCACCCACAUCCACAUCUUCCACCCGCAAUCCCUCCCCUCAACAAUCGCCACCGUGCAGUCUCUGCAGAGCUACCUCUUCAACGCCAACCGGCACCACUCCUUCGACCGCGCAGUUGCUUUCAUCGCACUCGAAUCCGCUGCGGCGUUUUACUGGCAGGCGAAAUCCGACGCUGAAGAGGCUUCUUUACACCCUUCCUCCGCGCAGCCGAGUGGGUACGUCCAGUUGGCGGGUGCGCUGAAGAAUGCUGGUCGGAUCCUCAACACGCCGAUAUUGUUCACAUGCUGGGAUAUGAGCUCUGCCAAGAAGGGCUCGUCCUUCGGCCAAGACAUACGAUCCUAUCGCUCCUCUCUGCCGCCUCCAUGGCAGACACUCCCUACGUUGCGGCUGGUGGUAAGGAGGAUUCCUGUGAGGAAGUUGCCUGUUGAGAUUGGUGUUGAGGAGGCUUUGAGGGAGGGUGAGAUGCGGCAGAAGGUUGUCGAGCUGGGGAGGUUUGAGUGUUUCGUGAAUGAAUGGGGUUUGGACGAGCGGUCGAUGCAGAGGUUUCAGGCGAAUGGCGGUGGGUUCGAGUUUCGGAUUCGGGGGGAUGGAGUCCAUUUCGAUGAGGAGAAGGAUGGAUAA